Aphanomyces astaci is the source of this 1467-nucleotide messenger RNA. RefSeq lists its product as hypothetical. Lineage: Eukaryota; Oomycota; Saprolegniomycetes; Saprolegniales; Verrucalvaceae. The record is from RefSeq and is a predicted model, not a curated record. The transcript has 8 exons. Bases 53 to 1432 code for a protein of 459 amino acids.
UGCAAUCUUUGGCACAACCGCAAAAUCCCAUCAACGCAUCAAGGCAGCAGACAUGGCAUCGCUGAAGAAAGUGAGCACCCUCGGGAAGCGCAAGAAGUCCAUUGAUGCGGAAGACGUAAAGAAAAUUGAGGACAAGGAUCUUUUUGACCCCAAGAGCGUGUACGUGUCGCUGACGUCGCACGCAGAGACGUUCGGGGUGGAACCUGUUCGCGUCAAGUGGGGCCGUGCGAUCCCCGACAUUCGAGGACCGAUUAUUGGGACGAACCGCCACGACAAGUACCGCAACGCCAUCGGCGCUCAUGGCGGGUCGUAUUGCGUCUACCGCGGCUUGGCGGUUGCUUCUGGGGCGCUGGACAAGACUUCGAAUCCCGAUUUGUCCAAGACGACCCCCGCCGCCAAGAUUGGACCCUUCCCAGCGUGGGGGGACCCGGAAAAGAUUGUGACGAUUGAUCCAUUUGGACAUUGUGUGCUGGAAGCGUUUCCCGAGCAUUUUGAAAAAGGAUACGACAUCCGUCCUACGAUUGCAGUCACGAAAGCGCACAUGGACAUGCAAGAGAUCCACGAAGCGGUGCGCGUGGGUCGGCUCAAGCCAGACGGAAAGAUCUUGAAGGACACGAAUCAACUGGUGAUCACCAAGGCCGCGAUCGACCCUGUGUGGUACCUUCCGGGCAUCGCCAAGCGCUUCCACACGACCGAGUCAAACUUGCGCCAGCAAAUCUUUCAGGAAACUAACGGCAUGUACCCCGAACUGGUCACUCGCAACGACCUCAAGAUCUUCCUUCCCCCCAUCGGCGGGUUGACGAUUUACAUCUUUGGCGACUUGGCGGCAAUCACAGACCCGACCAAGCAGUUGGCCGUGCGCGUCCACGACGAGUGCAACGGGUCGGAUGUGUUUGGGUCGGACAUUUGCACGUGUCGCCCGUACCUCACCCAUGCGAUCGAGGUGUGCGUCGAGACGGCGCAGCAAGGCGGGGCUGGCGUGAUUGUGUAUUUUCGCAAGGAAGGGCGGGCGCUGGGCGAAGUGACCAAGUACUUGGUGUACAACCUGCGCAAGCGUCAAGAAGGGGGCGAUUCAGCCGCCGAGUACUUCAACUGCACGCAGGCGGUGGCGGGCAUCCAGGACGUGCGUUUCCAAGCGUUGAUGCCGGACGCGCUGCACUGGCUCGGGAUCACGCGCAUCGACAAGUUUGUGUCGAUGAGCGACAUGAAGUACGACGCUAUCGUCAACAGUGGUAUUGAAAUUGUGGACCGCGUGCCCAUCCCAGAGGACCUCGUGCCCCAAGACGCGCAGGUGGAGAUCACGGCCAAAGUGUUUGCCGGGUACAACGGCGGCUCGGUGUUCAAGAAGCUCGACAAGGACGCGCUCAAGCAAGUCAAGGGCCGCGGCAACGACGAAUACGAGGACGACGAUGACAAUGGCGCGGCUCAGUAGUUUAAUCCCACGAAUACAAGUCGAUAUAUAAACCA